Messenger RNA from Hyaloperonospora brassicae, 4416 nucleotides. Lineage: Eukaryota; Oomycota; Peronosporomycetes; Peronosporales; Peronosporaceae. The record is from the annotation of a GenBank genome assembly.
AUGACCGCCCCGUCUCUUCCAGCCACUGACCUUCCUCCUGCUCCUGCCGCCUCUGCGUCUGCUGCUGCUGCGUUCGCCGCCGCCGCCGCCGACGACGGCCUCGUGUUCCUCCCGCUCGCGUCCCCCGCGCUCGAGCUGCUGUGCGUCGCGCUGUACCUGACGCUCGCGCUCGUCGCGGCCUGUCGCGGCGCGCGCGCACGGUACGCAGGGCACGCGGUCUCGUCUGCGUUUCCCCCUAACCGCACGUUUCUGCGCCUGCUGGUGCUCUUUGCGCUCACGCGCGCGGCGUCGCUCGUGAGCCACAACGUCGCGCGCAACCUCUUGAACCGCGCCGCGCUCUGCCUCUUCUUCUCGCUCGUGCUGUUCCAGACGCUGCUGUGGAUCGACAUUGCGAACCCCAAGAUCUCGCGCCGCUCGCGCCGCAUUUGGGUCGCGUUCGUCGUGGCCAACGGCCUCUUUUACGCGACCGUCUUGGGCCUCUCGGUCGUCCACGAGGCCAAACUCGCGCGCGCGCAGCACGCGCACGCGGCGCUCGACCAAGCCACGCUCUACACGGGCGUCCUGCCCGUGCUCUUGAUCGCCACGGGCAGCUUUGUGAGCUCGCUGGGGCUCGUGUACUCGACGUGGCGCAUGCGGCGCCGCGUUGCGCGCGUGCUGCGGCCCUCGGGCGACGGUCUCCGCCGGCGCCUCGACGAGCGCGUCGAGCGGAAACUCACGCGCGCGCUGCGCUUCACAGUGCUCGUCAUGGGCACGUGCUCGCUGCUGUUUCUGCUGCGGACGCUCAUGUACAUCCAGCGGCCGUUCUCGCAUCAGGGGUGCGGCCACAUUGCCGACCCCAACGUGUGCGUCGUCGUGGGCUACGCGAUCCCUGAGAUUGUGCCCUGCGCGCUCUUUCUCGUGCUCAUGUGGGAAGUUGAGCCGUCGCUCGAGAUCCCGUCGCGACGGGCCGUGAGUUUCCACAACGAGCGCGUCGCGGCGUCCGAGUCGACGCCGCUGCUCGAGCAGCAGGAAGUCGUGCCCCGACCGCUGCUCGUGGCCGCAAAGGAGUUUGUCCAUCGCGUACGCCGCCCGGCGCCGUCGCCGACCGGGUACUUGCCCGUUGGACGACGACCGAGUCCGCUGUCGCUGGGGCUGGGGAUCGGUGUGCUGGACCGGGCGAGGCGACAGCUCGAGCUGAUGGUGCGCCAGCACUUGGGCGGCGGCGGCAAUCGCGAGCAGCUGCCGAUCGACCGACAGGACUCCACUGGCAGUGCCUUUGGCUCGCCUGUCGAGUGCGACCGGCCGAGCAAGCAGCUAGGACAUGUCGCGGACGACGCGUCGACGCGGCCAGGGUCGGUCACGCCUUGUGUGUGGCUGUCGUUCCAGUGCUUUAACUUGACGCUGCCCUCGAAGCCGUCGGUGCGGUCUUCGUCGUUUGUCGUGCUGCAUCUCGUUCAUGCUGAGACCGGUGCAGUCGUCGCGGAGAUUGGACGGACCGAGAUCUCGCAUUCGGAAGACCCGUGUUUUCACAUGAUGCUGGUCGUCGAAGUGCACGCGCAGGACGUGCUCCGUGCGUCCGUGUACUCUGUCCGCGCGCCCAACUCGCUGGCGGAUUUGAACAGUCAGUGGCUGGUGGGCGACCCGCUCGUACCGGUAUCGUCCUUCAUGAUGGAUGCAGCACCCGUGAUUGGCCGUGCAUCAAUUUUCCCGCUGUACUCGCCCCUGUCGCGGACACGAUCGUCGGGUGAAAUUGUCGUUCGCUGCGAAGCAGAGGUCAAAGGGCUUCAUGCAGGGGUGUUUUCCGGCGCCAUCACGCGAUCGUUCAUGUACAUUGCGGUGAAAGGCGCUGACUCUGAUGACAUGUCGACCUGCAAUGACUCGGCGUAUUCCGAGAUAGCGCAGCAGAUGAUUGAUCUUGCGUCGACGUCUCAACGUGCGCAGGGCAAGAUGCUGGUCGAAGAAGAGCUGAUUGAAAGUGUGUAUACUUGGGAGGUGCCUUACCAACUUCUCCAGUUGAUACUGUCCGAUUUGCUGGUAAAACUCGAUUUACUGAAGCGCGAGAUCGCGCUUGAAGAUGGCGAUGACAGUUCUCCAUCCACUCCGUGCAGCCAGCUGUCAACUCCGACUGUUGGCGAUUGCUCACUGCCGUUGGCCAUCCGUUCUUCUCCCAGGACACUUGGUGCGGUGCAAGAAAACGAGACGGACCACUUGACACAGUCAUGGGAAAACGCGGGGUCGUUCCAAUCAGCUGCAUCUGGAGUGAGCUCGCCGUUUUCAGCUGAAAAUCGGACGAGGCCAGCAAACAGCAUCGGAAUGCUAUCUGAAAUGAUUAUACAAAUUCAAGAUGAUGUUAUCGAGCGAAAGAAACGAAAGUGGCGUCUGGAGCUUGUCAAAACCAUGGAGCAAUACAUCUCGGAGGUGGAGGACUCGAUUUUGCGGUACGGCGCCACUCAGCACGCCGGACUUACUUUCAAGCCAAGCACGAUGAAGGCGGACGCAGACUUACGUUUUCUGGCACUGAACCUUCAUCAGCAAUUGAUGACGGUGGGCAAUGCAGUCCCGACGUCAGAAAAGGACGUACAUUUUGGUGACCAGACGAGUGCAGCGCGAUACGCCCAUCUUGUGAACUCGUUUGUCGGAACGCUCGUGUCGUCUCCUUCGCACAUGUCGAGACAAUCCAGCAUACAUGGACAAGAUACUUACCUCGAUUCAGUUGAAUUCGUUGACGAUGACGAAGAUGAUACAGACGAUAUUGCUUCACCCUACUUGAUAGAGGAAUCGCCACUUGAACCCGUUGAUGCGCUACGUCGGCGCGUGAUUUCGUUCGAUUCGGCGGCAACAAUUGUGAACAAGGGAGCGUCGGGUCAAGAUUUUGCAGUCACGUCAGAACAACGGAAGCUAGCCGAAACCAUUGUCGCAAUGGGAAUCACUGAAGAAGAGUUCCAAAGCAUGUACGGAGGGGACAGAAAGAUUGGUGCAUCCGAUGCGGUUGACAUCGUAGCCGAUAUCAUGGUAGGCCGCUUGGAUGACGGGUUGAAGCUUGCAGUACCAAGCAGUGAAUGCUGCUCCUUGCCACAGGUCCCAAAGUCUGACGUGGACCUAGCGAAAGCGCCGAUUAUGAGCGGUGCGACAGCUAGUGGGAAUGCUCCGUUUUACAAACACCGAAUGUAUGGUACUACGACGGUAGGAGCCUUCGCAGCGCAUGUGUACGGCUUCAAGAGCGGUGGCGUGCGCCAGAUGCGUGAAGAGUUGGAGAGACUUCAUACGCGCCUCGUGAAAGCCGCAAAAGCGAGUUCUGAUCUUACGAUGGACGCGUUGGAGCGCAAGUACAACGAGCUGAAAUGGGAUGUCGAGCGUCGACUCGAGGUGGCAUUUUGUCAGGCAAUGAGCGCGCUCGUCACGUGUUUCCAGCAAACCCUUUACGUGCAUACACACGACCACGGGGACUUUGGUCCUAAUCCACUAAAAGCUUGCUGCGGUAUUGACUACCUCGAAAUGCUCACGAGAGUCGGCUUUUUGUUCUCUGUGGAGAGCUUGCUGUCGACGUACGGCAACGAGCUUGGAAUGCUGGGUGAUACUGAGACAGCGGUCAAAGAGCUGGGGCGGGUGCACAUUAAGCUGCGACCUGUGAAGUCUCCGCGCGCAGCGGCGUUCCGUGUCUCUAUUACUUCAGGACCAUCAGGCAUCGUGGUCGAGCUUCCGAUCAUCACACGACGUGCGAGUGAGUUUCCUGAGCGUAGCAUGCACCGAGUUCCAGGCCAGGACGCAGUAUCAGGUGCCAUUUAUUUGCCGCUCUCGACUCCAGAGGAGAGGAUGCGCGCAAAAUUUUUGUUUCAGAAACCUAUUCGGGUCGUGCCAGUGAUCUUUUCGCAGGGAUUGAAUGAAAUGCAAACGGUGGCAAACACUGUAGGCAAAGACUCGUUGCAGAAAGAGAUUAAUGCUGAGAAUGUCGUCGAGUUGGAGGCGUACAUCAAUGAAUUUGCUGGCUGGGUCGCUAAGAAAAAGCUACGAGAUCAAACGUCGACUCCGAUAUACGACACAGAAGACCUUCAUCGGAUUCAGACGUCACUGGCAGCUCUCAAGACAUGUAUUCAAUUAUCAGGGCGGUCGAAGCGCAUGGCGAUCUUAAGUUUGUCGUCAUCCAUCGCCCGUUCGGUCGGUGGCGGCCGCGUGACGAUGUGCAAGUCAGCCAAAGAUCGUACGUCGAUGUCAAUCACGCUUGAAGAAGCUAACCUUCUGGUUCGCUCACACGGCCUUGUUGCUGACGAGGUGGAAGCAUUUACGAACUUGCUUCGGACGCAUGGUGUCCGUCGUGAAAAUGCGCGAAAGAACAUCGGCAAAGCGCAGUAUUGCUUCAGUGCGCUGCAAAACUACAUGCUGCCGCAGGACUAUCAAUGUCCGCCAGGCACCGGAGGUGGUAGUCGAGCGUAUUCGUAG